CAGCCAUCUGUUGCACAAGGCAUGCAUGAGGACAGCUAUUGUUGCAGGAUUCAACACAAAGGCACAGCAGUGUUUACUGUGUGAUGAAAGAAGGAAGAUACCGUCCCUUUUACAUACUCUUUAAUAAUCUGUUUGAUCUUAUAUAAACACACAUACUAAACAUGAACUUAAAGCCCAUAGUAGCUACGUAUGUCAUCAAUAAUGUUUCUGCUAAACAGGAGAGCAGAUUUAAAAGGGUGGAGUUCAUGUCAAAGGUUAAUGAGCUGAACCGUGAAUUUGCCCUGGUGAUUUUAUCCGUCACAGUGAGCGCUCAGGGAAAUGAACAAGUUAAUGAAAUGAGCGCAGGAAGAGGGGGUGACAAGUGAUCAACAUUUUAACAGUUGACUGGAUGUGAAAAAGGGACCUGGGCUUCGGACAGGAAGGAAAGCAAUCUGUUAUUUAGAAUGAAAACUAUUAGAUUAGAGUGAAAUAGAUGAUAAAUUAAAAAUUGGUGCAAUAGCACACUUUUAAUCUUUAUUUAAUUUAUUUUAACUACUGUCUCCUCCAUAAAUUAUAGUGGGCCAUUAUUAUAUUUGCCCUCAAUAUAUUCAUUAUAAACUAGUUAAAAGGAACCACAUAUGAAUAUGAGUGCUGACCUUUGGCCACUUGUUAUACUGGUGUGGCAGUUAUAAAAAUGAGCAGUAGGAGAGGCUGUUUUUAAGAAGCAACAUGGAAUUCAACAGACUUCUGUAUGAAGCUCUUCCUGUUUUAUUCCUUGUAAUCGGUGGAUAUGGAGAGCACAUCAACAAUGGACCUCUUCUGAAAAUGGAUCAGGCUUUGCUCACAUUUCAUAACCAGCUGACGGAAGAAGUACAGGUUUUCUACACAUCAGAUUACUGCUACAAGUGUGUAUACCAGCCUCUGGUCUCUCUAAAGCCCAACAACAAAAAUGCAUCAGCACAAAUCAGCACUAAAUUCACUCUGACGAUUCAGGUGGAAUCACAAACCAGGAAUAAAACUCUGUGCAGGUGGGAUCAGACAUAUAUGGAAGGCGGUCAUUACUCCAUUUGGAUCAUGCCGGUGGCCUUCAAUAAUCCUAUCUGCAAUCUUUAUGUGGAUAAAAGGCCAAAUAAUCCACACCUUCCUCUUCUGGUGGCAGCUCUCCUGAUGGCUUUAACUGCUCUCUUAUUUGUUAUGGUGCCCUACAUCUACAGGAAGCGCUGUACAUUAACAUUUAUUAAAACGAUUUGCUGCCGAGGCGAAAAGUACUCUGUGGAUAAUGAAGAUGCACAUGCUCGUGAAACUGCGCAUGGUACUGGUGAAGCUAAACCAUCACGUCUGCUCUCCCUGGACACUUUCCGAGGGUUUUCCCUCACAGUGAUGGUGUUUGUGAACUAUGGUGGAGGAGGCUACUGGUUCUUUCAACACGCACCUUGGAAUGGUCUAACUGUGGCAGAUCUCGUCAUGCCAUGGUUUGUGUUUAUAAUUGGGACUUCAGUGGUUUUGGCUUUCAACUCCAUGCAGAGGAGGGGAGUUGGCCGCCUGCAGCUGCUGCGAAAAAUCACCUGGAGAACAGUCGUACUUGUGAUGCUCGGGUUCUGCUUUCUCAACUACUCUCCGAGAGAUGGACCAUUGUCCUGGUCCUGGCUUAGGAUCCCUGGAGUUCUGCAGCGUCUGGGCUUCACCUAUUUUGUUCUGUCUCUCCUUCAGACUUUCUGGGGCCAGAAAGAAAUCCCAUUGAGAGUGCAUCACUGGUGGAAUCCUGUCCAGGAUGUCUUUCUUUACUGGCCACAAUGGCUGAUUAUUAUCCUGCUUGAGAUUUUGUGGCUGUGCAUCACUUUCCUCAUGCCCAUACCCAACUGUCCCACAGGGUAUUUGGGACCUGGUGGAAUUGGUGAUGACGGCCUUUACCCAGACUGCACUGGAGGUGCAGCAGGAUACAUUGAUCAAUGGAUCUUUGGAGAUAACAUGUACAGAUACCCCACUUGCAAAGAAAUGUAUCACACUGUGCAGCCCUUUGACCCUGAGGGGGUUUUGGGUACAAUCAACUCCAUUGUAAUGGGAUUUCUGGGGAUGCAGGCAGGGAAGAUUAUCAUUUUCUACAAGAAGAAGAACGUCCACAUCCUCUGUCGAUACCUUGUGUGGGCCAUCAUCCUGGGAAUCUCUGCAGCCAUCCUUUCUAAGUGCACACGAGAUGGAGGAUUUAUACCUGUCAAUAAAAACCUUUGGUCGUUGUCCUAUGUGGUGUGUAUGGGCUGUUUCUCGUUCCUGCUGCUCGGAGGCAUGUACUUUGUCAUUGAUAUCAAAGGCUGGUGGGGUGGACAGCCUUUCAUAUACCCAGGGAUGAACUCCAUCUUUGUGUAUGUUGGCCACUCUCUCCUUGGUUUCUACUUCCCUUUCAGCUGGGAAAUGCGCUUCCAGGCGAGUCACUGGGAGUUUCUACUACAAAGCCUAUGGGGAACUGCUUUGUGGGUGCUCAUCGCCUACUUACUGUACAGAAAGAAAUUUUUCCUCAAAAUAUAAGAAGGAUAAUUUGUCCAACCUUUAUUUUCUAGAUGCUGUUAUUUCGUUUUAACACUGUAAGAAACAAUAAUAAUGAUUGCAGGUUUUAUAGAUUAUUCUAACAGCUGGGACUUUGGCUUAUUGUUCUUGGCUUUUAUGUCCUACCUACUGGUAUUAAACAGUAUGUUUGAAUGAA
This is a messenger RNA of Melanotaenia boesemani (Boeseman's rainbowfish), 2677 nucleotides long. RefSeq lists its product as uncharacterized. Bases 709 to 2502 code for a protein of 597 amino acids. The record is from RefSeq and is a predicted model, not a curated record. NCBI's taxonomy places the organism in Eukaryota, Metazoa, Chordata, Actinopteri, Atheriniformes, Melanotaeniidae. The transcript has 18 exons.